GCACCCCUGUCGCCCCACCCGAGCCCUGCAGCGCAGCCCCUGGGACACCCUGGUGGACCCCGAGGUGGACCUGCCCUCCCCGCCUGAAGGACGCGCCCCCCUACCUGGUCUGGUCCGACACGUGGCUCUUAGGCCCUGGGAGAGGCCAGGGUCAGGACGAGGGCGGGCUCGGGGAGGUGCCUGCGCCCCAGGACCACCUCCCACUCUGGCAGGAUGAGCUCCGGGGCCGCCCCGAGACUGCGGGCGCUCCAGCGACACCUGGGCUCCUCGCAGGGCGGAGGCAUGGAGCAAAUCAGCAGCCCACUGACCACACAUGUGCUGGACACUGCCUCAGGGCUUCCAGCUCAGGGCCUCUUCCUCCGUCUGUCCAGGCUCGAGGACCAUGGCCAGCAGUGGACAGAGCUGAAGAAAAGCUACACCGACUCAGAUGGCCGCUGCCCAGGGCUCCUGCCUCCAGGCCCGAUGAAGCCAGGCACCUACAAGCUGUCCUUUGACACCGAGGGCUACUGGAAGAAGAGAGGGCAGGAGAGCUUCUACCCAUAUGUGGAGGUUGUUUUUACCAUCGCCGAGACACACAGGUUCCACGUGCCUCUGCUGCUGAGCCCAUGGUCCUACACCACGUAUCGAGGGAGCUAGUGGCUAAGCCAUCGCCUCUGGCUAACUGCUGGCCUGUGAGCAUCAGUUCCAUCCCCAUGGCUCACUGAGGCACCCACGCAGAGGGCACCAGGUCACACUCUCUGUGGGAGACUCUGGUUCCCCCAUCUCCAGUACAGCUGAAUCUCAGGCAUCAAUAAAGUCAGUGCUGGCAUCUGUAAA
Messenger RNA from Nyctereutes procyonoides (raccoon dog), 816 nucleotides. RefSeq names its product 5-hydroxyisourate hydrolase-like. The coding region runs from base 214 to 636 and encodes 140 amino acids. The transcript is spliced from 4 exons. The record is from RefSeq and is a predicted model, not a curated record. Gene Ontology annotation, biological process: purine nucleobase metabolic process. Lineage: Eukaryota; Metazoa; Chordata; Mammalia; Carnivora; Canidae. Gene Ontology annotation, molecular function: hydroxyisourate hydrolase activity.